Molecule: messenger RNA, 4213 nt
Organism: Dicentrarchus labrax (European seabass)
Lineage: Eukaryota; Metazoa; Chordata; Actinopteri; Moronidae
Gene: hoxc9a
Product: homeobox C9a
Exons: 2
Coding region: 2829-3617 (262 amino acids)
Biological process (GO): proximal/distal pattern formation; DNA-templated transcription; anterior/posterior pattern specification
Cellular component (GO): nucleus
Molecular function (GO): DNA-binding transcription factor activity, RNA polymerase II-specific; RNA polymerase II cis-regulatory region sequence-specific DNA binding
Source: RefSeq, a predicted model, not a curated record
AUGUUGUAUCAUCUAAACAAAAUUGACAAAUCUCUACUUUCUCGUUUUGUUUAGCAUAGCAAUGAUGUGUUUCUAUGUUAAAUGUUAAAAGAGAAGAGCAAACAUGAAAUACGAAAAGGUUUAGCGGUGCAACAAAGAGCCAUUACUUCGGUAGUAUAAUCUUAAAUGGUUUAGUUGCAACUGCAGCUGUGUCAAGUAAAAGACAAAUGACAGAAAUAAGAAACAACAACAACAAAGCAAUAUGUAAUGAUGUCAUCUUUAUUAUUAUUAUUAUUAAAGUACAACAAACAUGGUCAAACAAGUGGAAUAGAUAAUAAAAAAUAAAUCCUCUCUUCUCAUUUAUGGAAUCACAUACACAUACACACACCCACCCACCCACACACACACACACACACACACACACACACAAACUAGCACACGCACACAUGUACACACAACACGCGCACAUCCAAAACAGUAAAAAGGAUUAUUCACUAGAUUACCUUUAGACAUAGAUACAAGCUAUAUAAUGUAUUUAUAUGGCCAUAUGUUAAGGUAAUAAAUGCUCAUUGAGCACUUUUUCAUUCUGCUUUAAUGGCAGCAGUAGAAUAAACGGACUUAGACCUUUAACCUGUAUAAAACACACAACUUUCAAAAGAUCUAAUUCAAGAUCUGGGAAAUUUAGCUAAUGGCUUUAUUUAUGUAAACAUGUGGGGGAAUAUUUGACUGGCCACAGACUUGCGCAUUCAUCAGCACACUCCGGGAUGCCGUUUGGCGUUAUCCGGGUUAAGGUCUGGCGUCUGGCCUUUUAAAUUUCAUGGUUGAAUCUGAACUCAGCAGCCAUGACAAACAUCGCACUUCCUAAUGCGUAUACCGGUUACAUUUAGUUUUACGUCAUACAGUCCAAACAUUGAGUAUUAUAUAAUUUAAUUCCCACGUGUGGGAAUUUAUUUAAACCAAAGUUCAGGUCAGUCUAAGCUUAUUAGUGACGUCAUUUGGCGAUGACAAAGGCGAGAUUUGUUUUAAAAUCUCAACACUUUUACAGUUUUUAUGGUGCAGACGCACAUUGCACGCAUACUUAUCACUUGGGAUUUAUUUUGAAAUGUGUCUUUGUAGUCUCUCUGGUUAAACUGUCAUUUCGUAUUUGGCAAUUUAUGGAAGACAGUGCACGCAGUUUGGGUUAAUUUCAGCAAAAGUGUGGUUUGUUGGGCUGCACUACUAUAAUUUUACUUUUGCACACAACGACUGUCAAGUCUACACAACCUCAUAUUUAGCCCCCUAAAGAAUUCAUUUAAAUUAGCCUUUUUUCUUUUUCAAACCACUGCUUCAAAAUAAAAGGGGGAAAAAAAUAAAUUUCAAACAUCCAAUUACGCACAUCAUCAUACAUAUCACACAAAACAAAUUGCACUACAACGCACCAAAAACAGAAACAUGCAUACACAUACGAUUAAAACUCAUCCCAAUAACACUCCUCAGCCUCACCGUUUUUCAAAAUGUACAAAUAUACUCCUGCACCAAAGUCACCACAUGAUAGAAAGCUAUAGGAUUUACUAAUGCACCAGAUAUGUUGUUCUCUACCUCAAUCAGUCUGCAAAUAUGCAUUAAACAUUCAGUAUUUAUGACACAAUUAGUCUAAUUUGUGUUCCCUGUGACAUUGCUGACUUCUUCGGUUACUCUUUCUCCAUCGUAUAUUAAUAUUGCAUUAUUUUCUGUGUCGCUGCAACCCUGCAGGGGAGUUAGGGGUUGUUUCACAGCCUACUAACUGACAAGCUACAUUAGUAUAUUGCAGGGCAAACUCCUGCCAUUAGAUACAACAGUAACAUUAUCCCUGUUAUUAAAGCUUGCAUCUAGUUAGCCCUUUAACGAACCUUUUUACCUCCUCUGCAGUCUCCUCUUUCCUGUCUUCGGCCUCUCUGUUUGAUAUGAAUUGUUUCACAUGCAUACAUACAGUGGUGGUGGUUUUAUGUUGGGCGAGGAACUCGGAUGCAGUCUUAUUAACGACACGUUUAUGAACAAUCAAAUGGUCCUCGUUAAAAUUUAUUGAUGGGCAUAAAAUCAUGAACGGUCACUAGCCGAAUAUAGCCCGCUGUAGUGGGCUGCUUGUCAAGAAUCCGAAUCCCCUCCUCUCCUAUCUCCACAGAUCCCAUUUAGGAAAUGUUUGGUUUGUUGCGCCCUCGUUAAAACAGUGCAAACUUUAUUGUUGGUGUAUCCUGCGUCCCGUAUUUUGAUCCCCCCCCCCCCCCUCUGUCUAGUCUGUGUGUAGCUACUGAAGGCUUCUCUGUGUGUUGAAAUGAAAAGCAUUGCACAGGAAGUUAUAAACCUUUCACUUUAUCAAAUGUGCCGUUGGUUUGUUAAAGCUAAAAGGCGUCAACGAUCCAAUAAACACUUUAAUGAAGUAAUACUAUCCAUUGCAAUAACACGGGACUACGGUAUUCGCCAGACAGAGAUUGAUUACACCAUCAAAUAGUGCCUUGCUCGGUUUUAGACGUGCGCAGGUCUGUACUGCGACUAGAGAAAGAUCCACCCUGAGCACUACAAAUGCAUAUUUCCUUUAUAAAAAAAAACAUGGUUGUUGACGUUACCUCUAAUACGUCCAAGAAAGAGAGCAAAGGAGCACAUUCUUUAAUCCCAUUUAUGUGCAUUGGUAUCCCAGGAUAAGUGGCGCAUUGAUCCACUGUACAAUUUUUGUGGGGGUAAAUAUAAUCACGUGUCGGCGAGGCAGCCAAUAGCAGCAAGGGAAGCGUUGAGAAAUAAUUACCUGCCUUGAUUGUUCUAUGGCUAGAUAAAAAAGUACACAUACACUCCAUAUAAUAAUCGGAUGCAUGUAAAAGAGUCGGGGAAGCUUCGACAUGUCGACCACGGGUCCCAUAAGUAAUUAUUAUGUGGACUCCUUGAUCAACCAUGAAAACGAGGAUGUCCUUGCUGCAACUCGGUUUUCCGCUCCCGGUUCGCACCCAGCCGGCCCUCGUCCGACGUCCCUAGUACCGGAGUGUGCUGACUAUCCUUCCUGCAGCUUCGCACCCAAGCCACCCGUCUUCUCCACCUCCUGGGCCCCCGUACACUCCCAGUCAUCAGUGGUUUACCAUCCAUACAGUCACCAACCUCACUUAGGCACAGACUCGAGGUAUAUGCGGUCAUGGCUGGAGCCGAUAUCAGGCGCCGUGCCUUUCCAUGGCUAUCCGGGGAACAGCAGGCACUAUGGGCUGAAGCCCGACGCCUUUCAGGAGCACAGAGCCGGCGAGUGUCUCGGCUCCAGCGGACGGACCUACACGGAUUAUCUGUACUGCUCAUCCACUGACAUCCGAGACAAGACGCAGCAGAAUAUCCCCUCUCCCGAGUCGGAGAUCCUGGCUUCAGGGAAACAUAAAGACGAGAAGCCGGAGCUAGAUCCUAAUAACCCAGUGGCAAAUUGGAUACAUGCCCGCUCCACAAGGAAGAAGCGAUGCCCUUACACAAAGUACCAGACUCUCGAACUGGAAAAGGAGUUUUUGUUCAAUAUGUACCUUACUAGAGACCGCCGAUUCGAGGUCGCUAGGGUCCUGAAUCUGACCGAGAGGCAGGUCAAAAUCUGGUUUCAGAACCGACGAAUGAAGAUGAAGAAAAUGAACAAAGAAAAGACCGACAGCAAAGAACAAUAAAGUGGACUGCAGUCAGAAAACAACCAUAAUAACCACUAGUCACAUGGACAGCACAGAUGUACCAAAACACACAAUGAAACCCCCUCUCCUUCUCUUCAUAUUUAUCACUUUGUUGGAUUUUGUAUUAACCUUAACUUCGAGACUGUUUGAUGCUGAUUAUGUUAUUUUCCAGUGCACAUUUAUGUGUCAAGCGUUAAAGAAAAGAAGAAAAAAAAAAUAAACUUUUAAGGAGAUAAUUACAAUCUGCUUUCACUCCGAAAUACCUUUAUGUUUUUUUGUAAGAGAAAUUAUUACAAGUGCAGUUUGGACACGUUAAAACUGUACGGAGAAAGAGAAUACUUGAAUUCUUUUGAAUUUCACAAACCCAUAAUUUAUGAUGUGAAUGUUAUUUCUUUCAUGUUUAUUUCCUUUGUACGUUUUUGUGCAGGUGUAGUAUUUUGUACAGAAACCGAAACAUCUGCGAUCGGACUUGUCUGUCUUGUAUUUUUGUGAUAGUUGUUGCUGUAUUUGACUGUGUUUUUCUUUUUGACUGUAGCCUACGAGUUUAACUAUAGAGUGUAGAUAUAGAUCUCUGCAAAUAUAAACAUAAUCACUAA